Molecule: messenger RNA, 255 nt
Organism: Chrysochloris asiatica (Cape golden mole)
Lineage: Eukaryota; Metazoa; Chordata; Mammalia; Afrosoricida; Chrysochloridae
Gene: WFDC10A
Product: WAP four-disulfide core domain 10A
Exons: 2
Coding region: 1-255 (84 amino acids)
Cellular component (GO): extracellular region
Molecular function (GO): peptidase inhibitor activity
Source: RefSeq, a predicted model, not a curated record
AUGACUGCUGCCGUCAGAGUCAUGCUGCCCAUCCUGCUCCUGUGUGUGCUGCUAUUGCUGCAGACCCAAGGAGGGCUCCAUUUCCGCCAUGGGAGGAUCCUGCCCAAACCACAGGGAUUCGGAGAAAUCAAGGCCUGUGAGAGGCGGCCAAGCAAACAUUUGUGUAAACGCCACUGUGAGUUUCACCAACAAUGUCAAGCAAAUAAUGUCUGUUGUUCAACCUUCUGUGGGAACGUCUGCAUGAACUUACUGUGA